Molecule: messenger RNA, 6102 nt
Organism: Lampris incognitus (smalleye Pacific opah)
Lineage: Eukaryota; Metazoa; Chordata; Actinopteri; Lampriformes; Lampridae
Gene: haspin
Product: histone H3 associated protein kinase
Biological process (GO): intracellular signal transduction; mitotic cell cycle; protein phosphorylation
Cellular component (GO): cytoplasm; nucleus
Molecular function (GO): histone H3T3 kinase activity; ATP binding
Source: RefSeq, a predicted model, not a curated record
AUGAUUGAAAAAGCCCACAUAGAAGCAAGAUUGAACACACUGAAGCAUGAAAAUGAGGUAGCAGCAGCCAUUGAUGAGGCUAGUGUGCUCGAAGCGGCAGCAGAAGAGUUUGAAAAAGGUGAUAGACACUCAGUUAUUGAAGAUGCCACUGAAAGAACGCGCCAGUAUGUUGAACACCAGCAACUGCCACCAGCUGAGAGCGUCAACCCUUAUUCACAGCCCAUAGAGCCUGUUGUUCACGUAAUGAGACCUGGGACUCCCCCCAGACAACGCUUCACCACUCACGCAGUUACUUAUGUCUCCAACAUGAGGGAUGAGAGCACUUCUAGGCCAGCGUCGCCUCAAAGGUCAAAUAACCCGCUUCAUCAUCCUUCUCUGGCACAGCUGUCAGCCAACGCAGCUCAGCGCUCAUCCAAAAGAGCUAUUCUACAACGGCCACUAGAUGGCACUGCUGAGAUCACUGAUGUCGCAAGAUACUUGGCACGCAGAGAUCUUAUCAACUACUGGGCAUGGAAGUUUUCUUUCCUUAAUGCAACUAAUGGAUUGCAGCUCAGCGCCAGUGAAGAGCUGGACCUCCUCAUUAAGUGGCUGGGGCAGGAAUCUGCAAAACAUAUAAGGAGAAUAAGAGCAGUGCAUGUUAGUCAUCCUCCUGCUGGAUUAAGCAAAGCCUGGCAGCGUUUAGAAGAAUGUUUUGGGGCUCCAGAGAUCAUUGAGAAAUCACGCUUUGACAGGCUCAUGAACUUUCCAAAGAUAGAGCCAUCCAAUAGCCCUUAGGCCGCCCCUGCCAUCCUGGUCAAAAAGAAAGAUGACACCUGGAGGUUCUGUGUGGACUUUCGUCGGCUGAACAAUGCAACUCGCAAGUACUCCUACCCCUUGCCCCGCAUUGACGACGCUCUGGACCACAUCGCAGGGUCACAGUGGUUCAGCUCACUUGACCUACGGAGCGGUUACUGGCAGGUGGAGCUGGCACCAGAAGCCAGACCCAAGACGGCCUUCACCAUCGGUCAGGGACUCUGGCAGUUUCGUGUGAUGCCCUUUGGUCUCUGCAAUGCCCCCGCCACAUUCGAGAGACUAAUGGAGAGGGUGCUGGCUCACAUUCCCCGCAACCGGUGCGUGGUUAACCUUGAUGACCUUCUGGUUCAUGCCGCUGACUUCGAGCUGGCCCUAGAGAACCUCCCAGGUCUGCGCCUGCACCCCAAGAAAUGCAACCUCCUUCGACGUGAGACCAAGUUUUCUGGCCAUGUGGUGGGGGCAGAGGGCGUGGCCCCUGAUCCUACUAAGGUGGAGGCGGUCGAGAAAUGGCCAGUUCCGCGAAACGUCAGCGAGGUGCGCAGCUUCACGGGGCUCGUCUCCUACUACCGACGUUUUGUCCGCAACUUUGCCUCCAUUGCCAGUCCCCUACACCGUCUCACCGAGAAGGGACGGGAGUUCCACUGGGACGACAACUGUGCAGCCGCCUUUGCCCGACUCCGCACUGCCUUGAUCACUGCACCCUUCCUGAUCCUAAGUCGCUUCAUCGUGGACACAGACGCCAGCAAUGUGGGGCUGGGGGCCGUCCUGUCUCAGGAAGUUGCUGGGGGAGAGAGAGUGGUGGCUUACUACAGUCGUGUCUUGAGCCGCCUUGAACGCAAUUACUGCGUUACACGACGCGAGCUCUUGGCGACUGUCAACUUUGCAGUCAAAUGCUUGCCUUUUGAGUCAUUAAGGAAAAGUAAGAUUGUCACCCGGCCUGGACGCUCGUUGAGACGGAAAGCCCUGAAAUUUGUAGACACCAGUGAGAGUGAGGUGAACUCGAUAUCUGACCUCAAACAUUGCAAGAUUGCUGUACAAAGGAAGAACCAUUCUGUUGCUGCCCAUCCUUCUCAUGGACGCUUUGUCACACGGCUUAAGCAAACUCUGACUUCCAAACCUAAACUCCAUGAAAAUCCGGUCUUUGUGUUCAGCUCCUCUGAUGACAGUAUCCUUGUGCAAGGCGGUUGUGGCAACGAAGGAAUUCCUCAGCCAUCCAAGCAGCCAGCCCCUGGAGCGCUGAUAUUCUCAAGUGCUGAGAACUCUGUCAAUGACCCAGGGAAUGCCGACUCCACCACCAAUCUAUUGUUCAGAGAGUCCUCCCUCGAUGAAUCUCCAGAUCAAAGCAUUGAACCCUACCCCAGGAAACCCCUCUUAUGCUCCACACCCUCGAACUUUCCCCUCUAUAAACAACCACAUGUUAAAAGCUCUCCCAUUCAACAUCAACCUUCAAUUUUGAUGAGCCAUAUUGUUUUUUCAAGUUCAUCCCAAGAAGACUCAGGCCCACCUCGGGACCCCUUCUCUCCAUCACCUGCUGCAUCAGUCAAGGAGCCCAUUUAUGGGGGUAAGCAGGUUUCAACCCUGGGUGAGCCACAGAAGGACCAAAGCACACACCAAUGUGAAAAGCCACCGGAUUCACUUGCAGUAAAAAGGAGGAGCAUGACCAGGAAUAUGAGCAUCUAUGAAGGAGACAAGAGCCAAAAUGAAGGCACUGAAAUCCAAGGUGACGAAACUAAUGGCAGUAGCCAUUUUCUGUCAGCAACAGCAGGGCUGGAGUGGCUGUUAGAGUGUCAUAAGAUGGAUUGUUUGAGCAAGCACUGCACAGUGCAGCUGAAGAGACUGGAUGAACAGUUAGUGGCUCUGCUUCUCAGUCAAACCACAUAUUCGUCCAGUCUGGACUACUUGAGCUCAUUUGAGAGCUGGCAAGAGUCCGACCAUUCAUGGUCUGUGGAAGGAGGUCAAACUUCUGACCCUCCACAAAAGCUGGAUGAAGGUGUGACCAGCAAUGACGCUCCAAACCAUUCACAGUUGUUAGACAGUGGUGACUCGAUUGUCCCUGUAUACUCAGCGGGUGAAGGUCUAAUCAGCAAUUCCUUACCAUCAGUUUUCUUUGGCUGCUUGAAUAACCAAACAACCAAUCAAGAGGAAUUCUCUGGCCAUCCAUUGUCGGAAGUUACGAACACAUCAAUUGUCCACAUCGACAGUUUUGUACCUAUAAGUGACACAUCUGGUAUAUAUAUAAGUGAGACACAGUCAAGGGAUUACAGCUGUUGCAUCAACAAGACACAGUGCACUGACCCAGAGACUGGAAAGAAGAUGGCAGCACUCACAGCCAUGCUGAAGGAGAAAUGUCCGACUGUGAAAUGCAUGGUUCAGCUCAAGAAACUGUUUUCAUCACAAGGGUCUGAAGAUACUGCUACAGCGUUCACAGACACACUGAAGCUGAAAUGCCUUGAUAAGAAGUGUAAACUCAAGGUGAAGAGAGAUAUACCGUCUCAGCUGACUGGAACUCUGCAACUCAAAAACAAAACACAAACAUUGUCAACAGACAUCUCUAGCUCAGACGGUGAUGGUCAGUCUGCCAGUGGGAUGAAGAAUAGCCACCAGUCCGAGCAAGACAACAAUGCUCACGUCGACGAUCUCCACAAUUAUACAGUUUCCAGGAACACUUUUAAGAAAAAGAGCCCCUUUAAUCAUUUAGAGGGUGCAGUUGGGAAAUCCUUGGGAAGCCCUUGUGAUGUUCCAAUCAAAAAAAGGAAGGACUCACAGAUUCUUAAAGGGAAGAGAAAGAAAAAGAGUAUGUCUCAGAGCAAGUCUAGGAUAAACAGGAAGGCCUGCGUGAGUGGACUCGAUAUGAGUCGCUGGAAAAACAAAGGCAACAGGAGUACACACGCUCACCAGAGCCAACCUGCACUGAGAGGAGAUUUUAUGGCUAGAGACUGCAGCUUCACUGAACUACUGUCUACACAGGAUAUACAACCCAAUAUGUUUCCUGAGAACCUGCUGCAUGGUGCCAGUGUAGUGUCGUCUACUCCUUUGAGAGCAAGUCUUUUGGACGUCUCGUUAUUGACUGACUUCACCCCAGGCACUCGCACCUGGAGCCGCCUCAAAGCGGCCAUCUCAGUUCACCGCAAGACCAAGGUGUCACUGACACUCACCCCAGGGAGACUUCCUUUAUCAGAUGUGAGGCAGGAGCUCUUUGCUACACCCCUUCAAACAUCAAUCCCCAAGCAUUUUGUAUCACAGCUGCACAACAGAGAUUCUCUGGCUAUGUGCAAGGAUACUGAACUAUCGGAUGCAGAGAAGGUGUAUGCUGAGUGUGGCCAGCAAGGGCCUCUACCCUGGGAGGAGUGUAUUCUCCCCCAGCAUAUUAAACGGUGUAGAAAAAUAGGGGAGGGUGCCUUCGGAGAGGUCUUCUCCACCACCAACACAUCUGGAAAAAAAGUGGCGCUCAAGAUCAUUCCUGUGGAAGGCAGUGACAAGGUGAAUGGUGAAGACCAGAAGACCUUUGGAGAAAUCCUUCAUGAGAUCAUCAUUUCCAAGGAGCUGAGUUCCCUUAAAGAAAAGCAGCACAAUCAGACUUGUGGCUUCAUUGGACUCAAUGAUCUUCACUGUGUAAGAGGCUGCUAUCCUCCAGCCCUCCUCAAAGUCUGGGAUGCCUUUGACCAACAAAAAGGCUCUGAGAAUGACAGACCAGAUUUCUUUGAAAAGGAGCAACUGUUUCUAAUCUUGGAGUUUGAGUUUGGCGGCAGCGACCUGGAAAACAGCAAUGGAUCGCUGGCGUCUUUUUCGGUGGCAAAGAGCAUUCUCCACCAGGUUACUGCUGCACUGGCUGUGGCUGAACAGGAGUUCAACUUUGAACACAGAGAUCUCCACUGGGGCAACGUGCUGGUCAAAGCAACAACCAAGAAGAAGGAGAGUUACCUCCUCAAUGGAGUGACCCACUCUCUAGACACCAGAGGGGUGUUUGUCAGCAUCAUUGACUACUCUCUCUCCAGACUGGAAAUUGAUGGCCUGACAGUGUCAUGUGAUAUCUCUGAGGAUGAGGAGCUAUUCAUGGGCCAGGGAGACUAUCAGUUUGAUAUCUACAGACUGAUGAGACAUGAGAACAGAAACAACUGGAUUGCCUACCAUCCCCACUCCAAUGUGCUGUGGCUCCACUACCUAUGUUCUAAGCUCCUCUUAAUGAAAUACCGUAGAAACAGAGCGAGAGCUGAGAAGGACACAAAAGCAGAGCUCACCCAUUUCCAUGCUAACUUGCUUCAGUACCGCUCCGCCACCGAGGUGCUGCAGAACUGCCCGCUGUUUCAAUUCAACAAUUAGGUGUGAACCAAUUCCACACCCAAGGGCAUCCGGCUGUUGUAGCGGUCUAGUCCGUUGCCAACCAACACGGGGAUCACUGGGUCGAAUCCCCAUAUUACCUCCGGCUUGGUUGGGCGUCCCUACAGACACAAUCGGCCGUGUCCGCGGGUGGGAAGCGGGAUGUGGGUAUGUGUCCUGGUUGCUGCACUAGCUCCUCCUCUGGUCGGUUGAGGCGCCUGUUCCGGGAGAGGGGGAACUGUGGGGAAUAGCGUGAUCCUCCCACAUGUUACGUUCCCCUGGUAAAACUCCUCACUGUCAGGUGAAAAGAAGCAGCCGGCAACUCCACAUGUAUCGGAAGGGGCAUAUGGUAGUCUGCAGCCCUCCCCGGCUCGGCAGAGGGGGUGGAGCAGCCACCGGGACGGCUAGGAAGAAUGGGGUAAUUGGCAAAGUACAACUAGGGAGAAAGUGGGGGGGGGGGGUCCAAAAAAUUUUUUUUCCCAACACCCAGAGGGUGGUGGGUGGAGCCUGCAGUGAUGUGGAGCAGACAUUUAUCCAGGUCAACAGGUACUCAAAGAGGGACCAAUGCCUUGACGUCAUUAAAGUCACUGGAACUGAGCACACAAUGUUUUGUUUUGUUUUGUUUUUUAUUUUCCCCCCCUUUUUCACCCAAAUUGAACCUGACCCCCCCAACGACAGGAUGUUGUGUUGCUGUAAAGCCCCUUGAGGCAAAUUUGUAGUUCGUGAUAUUGGGCUAUACAAAUAAAAUUGACUUGACUCUUGUUUUAAGCAAUUUUAGACCAAUUUCAAAUCUGCCUUUUUUAUCUAAACUCUUAGAAAAGUCUGUUGCUCUUCAACUAAUCACACAUAUGAAUAGUAGUAUUUUCGAGCAAUUUCAAUCAGGAUUCUGUACCCACCACAGCUCAGAAACGGCUUUCAUUAAAGUUUCCAAUCAGUGACUUAUUGCUUACCACUGACUGGUGCUUGCUCAAUUUUAAUUCUGCUUGACCUAAG